GCUCAGAUACAGGAACUCAGAUUAAGGUCUUUCCAGAGAGCAAAACAAGUUGUUUUCAGCAUGAGCAGCUGGUCUAAAUUCAGUUUCCUUUCCUCCUGUGGGUUUCUGGGGAGGGGGUCAGACCACGAGCUCCGCUCUGACCCGUCGGGGAGCUUGCUCCCUCCCUUCAGCAACUGCUGACGACCCCUUAACAGGCUUGCGUCCUCUUGUAAACACGUAAACUGCUUUUAUCAACUGCGGAUGGUUAAAAAUUUUCGUUUUUCUUUUAGUAUUUAAACUCCCUUUAAAUUUCUCUUUUCUCCCCUCUCCCCUUAUCUUGUCUUCUCUUUCUUCCUUUAUCUUUCCUCUUCAGGUUUUCUCUCCCUUUAUCUUUUCUUUUCCACCCUUCUCUUUUAUUCCCCCUCCCCUCUCACUGGGUCUUUCCUUCUGGCUUUCUUUUCUCCCUUAACGUGUUUUCAGCAUCGGACGAGCACGCUCCCCUGCCACGGCUUCACAUGGUACCUCUCGCCCCUGAGGCCUGGGGGUGUUGCAGAGGCCAAAAAAGAUCCUCUGGAAGCUUCAUGGGAUCUUGAAAUGCAAGAGGCAUGGCUGGCUGUGGAUUUUUCUCAGCCUUUUCUUUGUUGACACACAGCCUGAGCCACGAUCCCUGCAGACGCCAGUGGACGUGAGCCCCCGGGUCAGGCACUUCUCUGCCCACGAUGGGGAAAGGAGCCCAAAAGCAGAAUUCUUCAGAUCAAGAGGAAGUGUUGAACAAUUGCAGUGAUGCAGAAAAGCAGUACAAAUGGGGGUCCAACACCAGCAAGUCAGACUGGAAAAGAUCCCACUCAGUGCGUGUUUCCGUCAUGGUGUGUGUGAUGCUCAUGCUCCUCGUCUUCACCCUGCUGGUGACCUUGACUGUUGUCCGUGUGGGGUCCAGCUCACCCCAGCCAGACUUCUCCCAUGUGUGUCCAGACACGUGGCUUGGUUUCCAAGGGAAAUGCUAUUAUUUUUCUGAGGAUGAGAGCAAUUGGACCACCAGUCAGGAAAGCUGUGUGGCCCUGGGAGCUUCGCUGGCCUCCAUAAACACCAUGGAUGAACUGGUUUUCAUUAAACGCUAUAAAGGCGAAGCUAACCGUUGGUUUGGGCUGCGAAAGGAGAAGGAUGAGAGCUGGUGGUGGACCAACGGCACAGCCUUCAACAACUGGUUUGAGGUGCGGGGUGGUGGACCCUGUGCAUACCUGAACCAGGAGAGCAUCAGCUCAUCCCUGUGCCAGACCAAGAAGAACUGGCUCUGCAGCAAGCCCGACAGCUACGUCCUCUGGAAGCAGACAGCAUAUCCAUAGCAAAACAUUCCCAGAACAGGGGCUUCACACCAGCAGAUCGAGCAGAAGUCAGCAGUUCGGCAAAUCCCUGUGUCUGAUUUUAUCACCUGCGUUUAUAAGCUUGUGUUUCAGUGAAACUUUCUCAUCAGUACCUCUCUUAUCGUCUUUGACAAGGUUAACUCUCCUUGGUCUGUCAUUGCUGUUGGACCACUGCAUCAGAAAAAGCUUGUUUUAUUUGUGUUUUGAGAUCAGUAUUUUGCCUGUGAGCUGGUCGGGCCAGUAAGUGACUCACUUGAGUUUAAUCCCCUGUUAAAUUUGUUAAAGUGGUGGAUUUGCACGGGCUUGGAAUGCUUUAGAGUCGAAUGUUUCUGCAAAAACCCCAAAACCUCAGAACCCAACCUUGCCCCCAAAACCCCUUAAAACCUCAAACAAAAGAACCCCAACUCAAACCCCACCCCCCUCCAAACCAACAACAACUAAUCUCACAACUACAAAAAGACCCAGAAGACAAAAUAACCCACCCCAAGACUCAGCCACCCUCCUGUGUCCUGGCGCUGAUGCUCUCCGGUGCGCCCAGGGAGGCGCAUGCCCGGCAGCGCAUCCCUAGGAAAAAUUUUUUGACUUGAGCUUUGCGAUAUUCAUAAUGUCUUCUGUGCCACCUGUAGUCUUUAUUUUUUUUACAAGCCUGCCUUAUUUCAAUAAAUUGAAGAAAGCUGG
Molecule: messenger RNA, 2018 nt
Organism: Falco peregrinus (peregrine falcon)
Lineage: Eukaryota; Metazoa; Chordata; Aves; Falconiformes; Falconidae
Product: C-type lectin domain family 2 member D-like
Exons: 5
Coding region: 699-1322 (207 amino acids)
Source: RefSeq, a predicted model, not a curated record